AUGUCGGAAACAAACUCUCCCGCGCCUCAGGACGACUAUGAGUCUGAGCUAGCUCGUCAUUCAUCUUUCCCUUCACGUCUGCUGCGAACUGAGACUCGCCAGACCCUUCAGGAACUGGGACUGUCCGAGUCCCAACCUCGUCGAGACAUCAACUACCCUGAGAUUGGCCCGUCAAAUCCUAUCUUCCCUGAAGAGUAUACCCUCGAAACAGCUACUGGUCUUGUGCCCCAACGCACGUUGGAAGAGCUUCGCUCCAGAACUUUGAGCAUACCUUCCAGGCCACCACAAGAUGACCUACCUAGCAUUUCUUCUGAGGAAGAUCUCGAAAAGAAAGGAGCCCAAGAACCUGUGGAAUUCGUCACUUUCAAAAUCGGCGAUCCUGAAAAUCCUCACAACUGGUCGAAGAUGUUUCGCUGGUAUAUAACUAUGGUGGCGUCCAUUCUUAUUGUCUGCAUUGCCUUUGGGUCAUCCAAUGUGACCGGUGGUUUGGGAUUGAUCGAAGAAAAAUAUCAUGUCUCACAAGAAGUUGCCAUCUUGACAUGUUCCAUCAUGGUCUGCGGUUUCGCUGUUGGUCCACUUCUCUGGAGUCCACUCAGUGAGAUAUUCGGACGACAACCUGUUUACAUCAUUUCCAUGGGAUUGUAUACCAUCUUCAACAUCCCGUGCGCUUUAUCACCAAACAUUGGCGGGCUCCUUGUUUCCCGGUUCCUCUGUGGUGUGUUUUCCAGCUCGGGCUUGUCUCUCGCCGGUGGUACGAUCGCCGAUAUUUGGGAUAUUGAGGACCGUGGGAUGGCAGUAGCAUAUUUUGCAGCUGCACCGUAUUGUGGCCCUGUUCUUGGACCUAUCGUCUGUGGCUGGAUCAAUGUUGGGUCUCAUCGACUUGAUCUCUUCUUCUGGGUAAACAUGGCUUUCGCCGGCGUCAUGCUCAUUAUCAUGGGCCUUAUUCCCGAGACGUAUGCCCCCGUUAUUCUGAAAAGACGAGCGAAGAGACUGAGAAAGGAAACCGGCGAUCCGAACAUCAUCACAGAACAGGAGAAAGUCAAACUCACGCUCCGCGAUAUUGUCCGAACCAGUUUGGUCAGACCUAUCGUGAUGAUCUUGACUGAGCCUGUUUUGGAUUUGAUGUGCAUGUAUAUCAUGCUGAUUUAUUCCAUGCUUUACGCCUUCUUUUUCGCCUACCCUGUCAUUUUCGGCAAGCUUUACAAUUUCAACGACGGACAGAUUGGAUUGAUGCUCAUCCCAAUCUUGAUAGGCGCGGCAUUUGCCCUCGUUGUCACACCUCAGAUUGAACACCACUUCAAGAAAAUAUGUGCACGCCGCAGUCCUACACCCGAGGAUCGACUGAUCGGCGCGAUGAUUGGAGCCGGCUUCAUCCCCAUAUCACUCUUUAUCCUUGGGGCUACGUCUCAAAGAAGCAUUAUUUGGGUCGGUCCUGCGUCAUCCGGCAUUGCAUUUGGCUUCGGAAUGGUUCUUUGCUAUUACUCUGUCAAUAACUACAUCAUCGACUCAUACUCAAAGUAUGCUGCUUCUGCGUUAGCGGCCAAGGUCUUCCUGAGAAGUGGUGGCGGUGCUGCUUUUCCUUUGUUUAUCACGCAAAUGUACCACAAACUUGGACUCGAAUGGAGUUCCUGGCUGCUCGCUUUCAUCGGCUUAGCCAUGGCCUUGAUUCCUUUCAGUUUUUAUUUCUUCGGAGCAAGAGUUCGAGCUAAGCUGAACAAAAAGUGA
Exophiala spinifera is the source of this 1725-nucleotide messenger RNA. RefSeq lists its product as uncharacterized. Gene Ontology annotation, cellular component: fungal-type vacuole membrane. Bases 1 to 1725 code for a protein of 574 amino acids. Gene Ontology annotation, molecular function: spermine transmembrane transporter activity. The transcript has 2 exons. Gene Ontology annotation, biological process: spermine transport; transmembrane transport. The record is from RefSeq and is a predicted model, not a curated record. NCBI's taxonomy places the organism in Eukaryota, Fungi, Ascomycota, Eurotiomycetes, Chaetothyriales, Herpotrichiellaceae.